AUGCAUGUCAUGAAUUCCGCCAAUAACGGAGCAACGGCACCCGGUGCCGAACGACCCACGCUAUUACAACAUCCCUUUACCGCCCCACAAAGCUGGAAUGCAUCGUGUUGGCCACCGGCAUUUGCCACGGUCAUGGAAGUCCCACUCGCAUCGAUGGAAAAGGUCGAAAAAACAGUCUACACGGCAGCCGCCGUUCAAGGAGCAUCGCCUCAUCAUCCCGGACGUCCCACGUCGUUAAUGGGAUUGCAAGUAUGGGCCAAGGAAGGACGCGUUUGGAGAAUCACCACGCCAUCCUAUGCCGAUACGCUCCGCGCUCACCAGGCAUUGUUGACGUAUGCCUUUCCAGGAAGACGCAAUUUGGGCUAUCUCUUUGCCUUUGAAUCCAAACGAGCCGCGGUUGUCAAUAGUGUCGUGACGGAUCCGGCCACGGGACAGAAAACAGUCAGUUUGGCAUUGACGCGACGACGAUUCGAUGCACUGGUCGAAUUUCAACGACAAUUCAAUAGUCGAGGGGCAUCGCCCGUGCAACCGUGGAAAAUUUGGACCCAAAUCAAUUCGCAAUAUCAACUCUGCAUGUCCUAUCCCAAUGUACUGGUGGGACCCGCGUCGCUCGAUGAACACAAUCCCGAUGCCGUGCGGCUCUUGCAAGCGUGUGCCGGAUUUCGAAGCGAACAACGAUUGCCGGCGUUGGCGUGGGGAUCGGGAAUUGACGGUGCAAGCAUUUGGAGAUGUUCUCAACCCAAAAUUGGAUUGCAAGGAAAUCGAAGCAGCGCCGAUGAAUUGGUCCUCAAACACAUUAUGGAAGCGGCCAAAUCGGCCAAUGCAUUACGGGAACAACCACUCCCCGUGCGGAUGGAUGCGCAUUUGCUACAAGUCUUCACCGGCGCGUCCGGUCAAGAUUUGGCCAAUACGCACUGGGUCAAGGAAUCCAAUUGUGCUCUAAAGAUUUUGGAUUUACGACCACGCAGUGCUGCCAUGGCCAAUCGAACGGGUGGCUACGGUUACGAGAAUACAUCCAACUAUCCGGGAACGACGUUGCAGUUUUGCAACAUUGGAAACAUUCACGCCGUCCGCGAUGCCUACCAAAAACUUACCGCGCUCUGCCUCAACAUGUCCAAUGCAUCGGAUAUCAAUUGGGGCUCGGCAUUGGAAGAUACCAAGUGGUUGUCUCAUAUUCGAAUCAUUUUGGCGGCCGCUUGGGAAACAGCCUUUUGGGUGCAAGUGCAUCGAAUGCCCGUAUUGUUGCAUUGCAGCCAUGGAUGGGAUCGGACGUCACAGGUCAGUGCAUUGGCACAACUCAUGCUCGAUCCGUACUAUCGAACGUUGGAGGGAUUUGCCUGUCUCAUGGAGAAGGAUUUUAUGAGUUUAGGACACCCGUUUCAUACCCGCUGUGCACAUGGCGAGGGCAAGGGUGGAGCCGAAGGAGGUGGGGGUGUGCAUCAUCAAGACGGUUCUGGAAAGGGCCCCGCGGCGGUGGGAAACAGCAGCGCACCGGAUGAAGGCCAGAUUUCUCCCGUCUUUCUCCAGUUCCUGGACUGCGUUUGGCAAAUUGUCCAGCAAUUUCCCGAGUGCUUUGAGUUUACCACUACCUACAUACUGGAAUUGAGCGAUCACAUUUAUUCGUGUCGGUUCGGGAACAUGCUCUGUGAUACCGAGCGAGAACGUGAGUUGGUGGCGGGAAUUCGGCAACGGACCUAUUCGGUGUGGGAUCACUUGGAACAAGAUCCCAACGAUCCAAACAGUGAUCCGGAGGCCAAGUUGUGGCGCAACCCGCACUACGAUCCAAGUCCCACGGCAGGAGGAGGCGUCUUGUUGAUGCCAAUGUCAACCUUGCUGCGAAAUGUUACGUUAUGGCGUGAGAGACAUGCUCGUUCGGGACCCAAGGCGACAAAACGAUGGCGAAACACAUUCACGUCCUAGCAAGUUGAUGCACGCAUUGGUUUCAUGAUUGAGGUUUGUUAGCAGCCCACGAUCGUUUGGCUUCCAGCCUUGCGUGAGUUUGCUGAUACCUGGUAGGCUUCUGCCACACUAAUAGUGCUAGUAGAGGAAUGAACAGAUGUAACCCUUUCUUCGUCCGCACGCAGAGAUCCAGUCUGUGGUCUCACUUGACGGAAUUCCAAUGACCAUACACACCAAAACCCCC
Molecule: messenger RNA, 2143 nt
Organism: Seminavis robusta
Lineage: Eukaryota; Bacillariophyta; Bacillariophyceae; Naviculales; Naviculaceae
Source: the annotation of a GenBank genome assembly